AUGCAUACCCUCGCCGCGACCUACACCGUCGCCGCCGUUCCCUCCCCCCGCCGAGAUUGCGCCCUCCUCGCCUGCGGAUCCCACCACCGCGAACGCAUCACCGCUCCCCCCCUCCUCCCGUCGUCGAGACCCCCCGUCGCCGCCUCCCCCUCCCGCUGCCGCGACACCUCGUCGCCGCCUGCUCUUCCCACCGCCGCGACCUCUCGUUGCCGCCCCCUCCCCCCUUACCGCCGCCGCGCCUACUUCGGCGCCGCCUGCGCAUCCCGCCGCCGCGCCUACUUCGGCGCCGCCUGCCCAUCCCUCCGACGCGACGCCCCGUCGUCGCCUCCCCUUCCCGCCGCCGCGACGCUUCGUCGCCGCCUGCCCGUCCAGCCGCCGCGACUUCGCGUCGCCGCCUGCACGCCCCGCAGCCGCGACUUCGCGUCGCCGCCUGCACGCCCCCGCCGCCGCGACCUUCUGUCGCCGCCUGCACAUCCCGCUGCCGCGACCUACCGUCGCCGCCUGCACGUCCCGCCGCCGCGACUUCGCGUCGCCGCUUGCACGCCCCACCCCCGCGACCUAAAGCCGCCGCCUGCACGUCCCGCCGCCGCGACCUCAAGUCGCGCCUCCGCAUCCCGCCGCCGCGACCUGCUCGUCGCCCCCUGCGCGUCCCACCGCCGCGAUUUCGCAUCGUCGCCUCCCCCCGCCGCCGCUCCCGCAAUUUCCGCUGCCACGACUGCACCGCCAGCCGCCCGCAUCUCCGCCGCCGCGACCACACCGUCGUCGCCCGCGCUUCCCGCCGCGGCGCCUCCUUGUCCCCGCCUGCCCACACCGCCCCCUGCGGAUUUUGCCACCGCGGCAGCCACUUCUACAGCAGCAGCCGCGACCCUUGCCGCGGACCGCUCGGCUGUCAAUUGGCACUCUUUCGUCGGGAGCAUCCGCCGUAUCCUCCAGGACGCCUUCGUCGGACCCUACUGCGUCCUCGACGUCCUCCUCCGCCGCCCGCACGCUCUCCAGCCCACGGCACCCAUUCACCCCGGUGAACCCCCUCCUCCCUCCAUUCCCCCUAGCCCUCCUCCUCCUGAACCUACCUUGGUGAUCGCCGCUACUCCAGAACUCCAGGAGGCCGCUGAUGCCACCUUCCUCCACGAUCGCCGCGAGUACCUCAUCCGCAAGGCGGAGCAUGAAGUUGCGGUGCAUCAUCACGACUUUGCAAUAGCGGAACGUGCCACUCGCCUGGCGUUACUUGAUGAGUAUAACACGGCCAUGGCGGACUACCUCCCCAAGAGCAUCGCAUGGGCCACCGCUGACAACCGCGCCUGCACCAUCCUCCUCGGCGCACUCCCCGACGCCCUCAUGCGCCGUUUUCAAGCUCGCGAGAUGCGCGCCUCCCUCAUUUGGGCCGAGCUCCAGGCGAUGUUUGAGCGUCGCGACAUCAGCUCGGUCGGCGUCCUUUUCCAGGAGUACUUCUCCAUCACCAUCGCUACGUGUGACGGCGCAGUUGACUAUGUGGGGCGCAUGCAGGAGGUCGCUGAUCGCCUUGCGGCACGCCAAGCUGCCCUCCCCGAACCACUCCAAAUCCAUCGCCUCCUCUACAACCUCACUCCGGACUACGAGUCCCGCCUCCAUGCCUUCACUGAGGCAAACUCCAUGGCUGGCCUCAACGACGUGGUCCAGUGGAUCAUUGACACAGAGGUCAAGCUCCGCACCCCCAUUGUCAACCUCACCACCCCACAGUCCUCCUCCUCCACCUCCCUCAAUACCACGCAGCCGCGCAACCAGGGUGGUCGCAACGGCGGCGGUGGAGGUCGUGGGGGGGGCGGCAGUGGCGGUGGCGGUCGGGGCGGUGGUGGUGGUGGUCGAGGUGGCCGUGGUGGUGGAGGUGGUAGUGCCACUCCUGGAGGUCCUGCUUGGGCUGGUGGUACUUGUCCCUGA
This is a messenger RNA of Closterium sp. Naga37s-1, 1914 nucleotides long. Lineage: Eukaryota; Viridiplantae; Streptophyta; Zygnematophyceae; Desmidiales; Closteriaceae. The record is from the annotation of a GenBank genome assembly.